Messenger RNA from Mya arenaria, 870 nucleotides. RefSeq names its product paternally-expressed gene 3 protein-like. The transcript has a single exon. NCBI's taxonomy places the organism in Eukaryota, Metazoa, Mollusca, Bivalvia, Myida, Myidae. The coding region runs from base 1 to 870 and encodes 289 amino acids. The record is from RefSeq and is a predicted model, not a curated record.
AUGUCACCUCUUGGGUACCCAUCAUACAGCAGCAAGCCAGCAUUAUGCAAGAACAUGUCACCUCUUGGUUACCCAUCAUACAGCAGCAAGCCAGCAUUAUGCAAGAACAUGUCACCACCUGGGUACCCAUCAUACACCAGCAAGCCAGCAUUAUACAAGAACAUAUCACCUCUUGGGUACCCAUCAUACACCAGCAAGCCAGCAUUAUGGAAAAACAUGUCACCUCUUUGGUACCCAUCAUACACCAGCAAGCCAGCAUUAUACAAGAACAUAUCACCUCUUGGGUACCCAUCAUACACCAGCAAGCCAGCAUUAUACAAGAACAUAUCACCUCUUGGGUACCCAUCAUACACCAGCAAGCCAGCAUUAUACAAGAACAUAUCACCUCUUGGGUACCCAUCAUACACCAGCAAGCCAGCAUUAUGGAAGAACAUGUCACCUCUUGGGUACCCAUCAUACAGCAGCAAGCCAGCAUUAUGCAAGAACAUGUCACCUCUUGGUUACCCAUCAUACAGCAGCAAGCCAGCAUUAUGCAAGAACAUGUCACCUCUUGGCUACCCAUCAUACACCAGCAAGCCAGCAUUACACAAUAACAUGUCACCUCUUGGGUACCCAUCAUACACCAGCAAGCCAGCAUUAUACAAGAACAUGUCACCACCUGGGUACCCAUCAUACAGCAGCAAGCCAGCAUUAUGCAAGAACAUGUCACCUCUUGGCUACCCAUCUUACACCAGCAAGCCAGCAUUAUGCAAGAACAUGUCACCAGCUGGGUACCCAUCAUACACCAGCAAGCCAGCAUUAUGCAAGAACAUAUCACCUUUUGCCUACCCAUCACCUGCCACCUCUUGGCAACACAUCAUAUGUUUUUAA